Corapipo altera (White-ruffed manakin) is the source of this 3592-nucleotide messenger RNA. It is a transcript of the gene ZFPM1, whose product is annotated as zinc finger protein, FOG family member 1. Gene Ontology annotation, biological process: negative regulation of transcription by RNA polymerase II; positive regulation of transcription by RNA polymerase II; heart development. Lineage: Eukaryota; Metazoa; Chordata; Aves; Passeriformes; Pipridae. The transcript is spliced from 9 exons. The record is from RefSeq and is a predicted model, not a curated record. Gene Ontology annotation, molecular function: RNA polymerase II-specific DNA-binding transcription factor binding. Bases 9 to 3356 code for a protein of 1115 amino acids. Gene Ontology annotation, cellular component: nucleus.
UGGCAGCGAUGGAGGAAGGCGAGGACAGCCCAGUGGGGGAGAAGAGCCCCUCGGAGAGGGACGGGGCCACCUCGGACCACGAGGGCUCUGCCGAGCACGACUCCUCCAGCCCCCCCAGCAGUGAAGAGUCUAGAGACACUCCAGAGAGUCCAAAGGAGCAGGAAAAGCCAGAUCCUGGAGAAAACCCACAGGAACUGGACACAUGGAAUGGGCCAGAUGAGCUGGAUCUGGAGGUGCAGGAUGGAGAGAGACGGGUGCGAACCCGCAGGAGUCUUCCCGAAGGCUUCUCCUGGGGACCCUUCCAGGGCAGCAUCCACAGCGAGCCAGCAUCACCGGGGCAUGGGGACAUGAGCCCACCCGUGACGCUGGUGCUGGGGGACGAGAGCUGCUGGCUGUCCCGUCUGCCCCUCGUGCCCGGAGAGCCUGAUGCCAACGCCGUCAUCUACAAGAAGGAUGAAGCUCUGUGGUGCCGGACCACACGCACGCUGCGGGAGAACGAGCAUGUGAGCGCCUUCGUGAUGGCAGAGCCACCGGCUGUCCCCAACCACGGGGUGAAGGCGGAGCCCAGCGAAUCCCCGUACCCGGCGGCGCUGCACUCGGACAUCCAGCUGCUGCCACAGCAGGCCGGCAUGGCCGCCAUCCUGGCCACCGCCGUCGUCAACAAGGACGUGUUCCCGUGCAAGGACUGUGGGAUCUGGUACCGGAGCGAGCGCAAUCUCCAAGCCCACCUGAUGUACUACUGUGCCAGCCGACAGAGCGCCAGCGCUGGCUCACCAGCCGUGGAUGAGAAGCCCAAGGAGACGUAUCCCAACGAGCGCGUCUGCCCCUUCCCCCAGUGCAAGAAGAGCUGCCCCAGUGCCAGUUCCCUGGAGAUCCACAUGCGGAGCCACAGCGGAGAGCGGCCGUUCGUCUGCCUGAUCUGCCUGUCCGCCUUCACUACCAAAGCCAACUGUGAGCGGCACCUGAAGGUGCACACAGACACCCUGAAUGGUGUUUGCCACAGCUGCGGCUUCAUCUCCACCACAAGGGACAUCCUGUACAGCCACCUGGUCACCAACCACAUGAUCUGCCAGCCGGGCUCCAAGGGCGAGGUGUUCUCCCCUGGAUCAGCCCUUCCUGCUGCCAAACCCAUCGCUCCUGGGCUGAGCCAGCCGAACAACGCGUCCCUGCGGAAGUGCAGCCUGCCAGCGUUCCUGCCCGAGGGGCUGCCGGCGCUGCCCCAGCACAUGGUGCUGCCCGGCCCCCCACCCGGCCCCCCGCCUGGCCCCGACGCCACACUGCCCUCAGCACCACCUUCCUCGCCCCCUGAUGCCAGGGCUGGCAAGCUCUCACCACCAGCCCAGCCACAGAAUGGGGAAGGGCCUUCAUCAGCAUCAUCCUCCUCUUCCUCCUCCUCCACCUCCAGUGAGACUAUCCGCAUCAAGGAGGAGCCUGCCAGCAGCCCAGUGAGCGAGGCGGAGGCACCGAAAAGCGGGGAGGGGGCCGGCAGCCCCGACGCUGGCUCCCGGACCUCGUCCCCCCGCAGCCUGCCCCCGGCCAAGGUCAAGUCAGAGCUCACCAGCCCCACACCGGGCUCCAGCCCAGUGCCCAGCGAGCCAGGGACAGGCACAGCCGGCGGCACCGUCUUCCUCCCCCAGUAUGUGUUCGGCCACGAAGCCGCAGUGGUGCCGCAGGCAUCGGAAAUCCUGGCGAAGAUGUCAGAGCUGGUGCACAACCGGCUGAAGCAGGGCCACGGGGGCACGGUGCCACCCACCAUCUACACAGGCACGCCGGUGCCCAAGGGUGCCACUUGCUUUGAGUGCGAGAUCACUUUCAACAACAUCAACAACUACUACGUGCACAAGCGCCUCUACUGCUCCAGCCGCCACCUGGCCGAGGACAGUCCCCCCGGGGCACGCAAGCUCAAAGCACCCCCUGGGGCACCCAAGGGUCCUCCUGCCCCGGGGACACUGCUGUCCCCUCCGGUGGGCAACGGGCAGGGGACACCAGCAGGGGAUGGGGACACCGGCCGCGAUGCCACACCACUGACCACUGUGCCAGAGGUGAAGGCAGAAGAGGGGGGUGGCAAAGCAGGGUCCCCCGAGGCAGAGGGGGGACCUGGGCGAUGCAGCGAGGACAGCCAGAGCCCCGGCAGCUCGGCGGGGGACGAGGGGGAUGAAGACCCCAGCAAGACGUUGUGUGAGGCCUGUAACAUCCGCUUCAGCCGCCACGAGACCUAUGUGGUGCACAAGCGCUUCUACUGUGCCUCCCGCCAUGACCCCCCCCUGCGCCGCCCCACCGCCCCCAAAGUGCCCUUCCUGCCGCAGCCCCUGCGCACCCGCAAGCGCCGCAAGCUCUACGAGAUCCACGGGGCCGCUCACCGACCUGCCGAGCCCCCACCAGCCCCCGACCCACCACCGACCACCGACCCAGCCAGUGCUGCCCCCUCGUCUCACGCCAGCCCCGAUGCCGAGGGUCCCAUUGACCUGAGCAAGAAGCCACGGUGGCAGAGUGAACCGGCACCAGCUCCGGCACCGCUGCUGCCCUUGGCUGACUACCACGAGUGCACCGCAUGCCGCAUCAGCUUCAACAGCCUCAACACCUACCUGGUGCACAAGAAGUACCAGUGCCCGGCCACCCCACUGCAGCCCCGCACCCUCGAGCACCUCCAGAAGAUGAAGGGGGCCAUGCCCGCCCCCCUCAAGGGGCGGCACAGCCCCGGCAGCCCCAAUGAGGGGGACCCUGAAGGUGUGCGGGUGAGGGCAGCCCCAGCGGGCAGCCCCAGCAUCCCCUAUGCCGGGGCGGACUCACUGCAGCGUCACCCCAAGAGUCCCCUGCCACCCCCGGGGGCGAAGGGACCUCUCGCUGCCUGUCCCUACUGUCCCCUCAACGGGGCCAUCAAGGGCGACCUCCUCGAGCACUUCCGUAACGCCCACGGGCUCUUCGUGGCCAAGCCGGCGGCGGCCGGGCAGGGGGUCCCCGACACCCUGGCCCCUGGUGCCAGCAGGACACCCGAGCCCCCUCUGCCCACGACGUCACCCCCUCGCCCACCUGCCCCCCGCCUCCGCCGGGACAGCUGCAGUGCCAAGGAGGGCCAGGAUGGUGGCGGCAGCCCCCGGCCCCCUGCGUCCCCCCGGCCACCCCCCUCGCCCGGAGCCCCGGAGGCACUGCGGGAAGCUGCCCGCAAGCCCCCCACGCCCCCCGCCUACACGGACAGGGGGGUGCAGACCCCCCCGGCCAAGGCUGUGCCUGGCCCUGUGCCCAACGGCAACCACAGGUACUGUCGCCUCUGCAACAUCAAGUUCAGCAGCCUCUCCACCUUCAUCGCACACAAGAAAUAUUACUGCUCCUCCCACGCUGCCGAGCACGUCAAGUAACCCCUCCCCAUGCCCCCUGCCAUUGCUCGGGGGGCUGCAGGGGCUGGGGGACAGGUGCCUGACACCCCUCCCUUGCAGGGGUUGGUGGGGGGAAGAGGACCCCCAGGAGGCUCUUCUGGGGCAGCUUCAGCAUCUGGAGCCCCAAACUUCACCCCAGCUCAGGGGGUCUGAGGACCCUAUGGUGGGGAGCGUGGUGCUGAGGGGGGUCAGCCCCCACCUCUGCCCAAAAACUGAGG